Molecule: messenger RNA, 2369 nt
Organism: Amaranthus tricolor (Joseph's coat)
Lineage: Eukaryota; Viridiplantae; Streptophyta; Magnoliopsida; Caryophyllales; Amaranthaceae
Product: rho-N domain-containing protein 1, chloroplastic-like
Exons: 2
Coding region: 1064-2041 (325 amino acids)
Biological process (GO): DNA-templated transcription termination
Source: RefSeq, a predicted model, not a curated record
CUAAACCUAUGCUCUGUGACAGGUUUUAGGGAUUUACCUCAAAACUUAGGUACUUUUAGGGCAUCAACGGCUCAAGAUUGGAGCAAAAAUUGAUAAUUUUUUUAAGCUUCUGUGCAAUUUCAAAAAUUAUAACAUUUUUUUAACAACUCAGUAUUUUUUAACAUAAACCACGUAAUUUAAUUUAAUACUGAGACUCUUAAUUUUUUUGGGCCCCUGUGUGGACAUGCUCGAGAUCUCCCCUGAAAUGGCUCCAAUGAGUGAAAUUUUGCCCAAAGUACAUUCAAGGUCACUAUAGUUUUAUUUCCGACAAAGUUGAGCAGCAUGGAACUCUUACUUAAGAUUGUGAUUAUGUCCUUGUUUGAUAAAGUGGUUUUUGGUCAUUGUAUUAGUUGUUUUUCGGCUUUAGGCUUAUUGAUUGGUUAUACCGCAGAAAAACUUGUUUGGCAAAUACUAGCUUUUAACCCCGCUAAAAGUUUGUUUUGAAGUAGAAUGAAGUUGUUCUUAGCUUUUGGCUACUUGUUUUCUAACAAACAAACAACCAUUCAAUCAAACAUCUUCGUUAAUGGUAGAGUUUUUUUAAUAGAGUUGGGGUAACAACUAACAAAUAAACGAAUGCUACCAGAAACCAACAUCCAAUUGUAGUAAUCAUAUUGCAGAAAGCUAAUCAUGAUUGGCACUAACGUAGUUCUUUGAGAUGGUAGGAGCAGUUGAAAAAUGGGUUUAAAUGGAUGGUUUUGACAAAAUUCUUGGAGGAGACAAAUUAAAGGAUGAUCUAGUGGUUCGAAAAUAUAUAUCAAGUCUCAAACUUUGUCUUCUAUUUGGCCACCCAUGUCGCAUCCAAGCCUUCUUUUUUGAGUAUUUGUUUGGUCUGUGGGUGUUUGGGAGAGGAAUUGGUGAUCAGCUAGUGUAAAGCUAUGGACCAUCUGAUAGCACAUCUCUUCCCUGUCUGGGAGUUUCUGGAAGGGCAGUCAGCGUAUCAACUUGUCCUCGUACAGAAUGUAAAAGAGCUCAAGUGAAAAUAACAUUACCAAAGUGUUCUCUGAAGCACUUUUCUUUGAUCUGCAUGGCAAGUACUGGUGGCCAUAGAAGAAAUCCAGAUUUCUCCAGGCAGAAUAGGUCGGGGUACUCUCGAAAUAGGAAUCGAUUGAAUGAAGAGAGGGAUAACUCCGAGAACCUUGAUGAAUCCGAGUUCUUAUCAACCAAAAAUGGGCCGCUGCUUUCUCUUUCCAAUAGCCCAAAGUCUCGAGCCUCUUCUGUUCGACCUAGAGAAAGGGAAAUUGUUGAUCUAUUUAGGAAGGUUCAGGCUCAACUUCGCCAACGAGCAGCCAACAAGGAAGAUAAGAAGUUUGAAUCCGUCAAAGGACAAAAUAGAGAGCGCGAAACAGUCGACUCUUUGCUGAAGCUUUUGAGGAAGCAUUCAGUAGAGCAGGGUAAACAAAAAGUUGAUGGCGGCAGUGUCAAUGAAUUCAGUUUUGAUCUUCCGAGACAGAGUGGACAAUCCAAUGAAGAUAAGAGCAAAGAUUUCUUUGAUUCCGGUGUUAUAAGGGAAGAGCCUCAAGAAACCAAUAAGCCUUCAUUUAGCCGACCUCCAUCCGCCUUCAGGCGCAGGUCUCCUGUUCCUAGGGUAAAAUAUGAGCCCAUUAUGUCUGCUUCGGAUCUGGAUGUUAAGACUUAUGAGACUCUUUCUGAACCCUGUCAUGAUCCUGAAUCCGACUUCGAUCUGGGGCCGGAUAUGGAUCUGGUAUCUGGGUUAGAACUCGAACAAGAGGUGGAGAAAGAGGAAGAGGUUGAGGCAGAGUUGGCAAUGAAAGCUGAGAAUGUAGACGAACCUACAGUUGGUAAGCCGUCAGAGGCUGAGUUCUAUGAUGCUGAAGAAGAUGAGUAUGACGAGAACAAAGCAAAAGAGCAUGCUGGACUCAACGACUUGAGCAAUAUGAAGCUAUCAGAGUUGAGAUCGCUCGCAAAAGCUAGAGGCAUGAAAGGUUUCUCAAAGUUGAAGAAAUUAGAGCUUGUUGAGCUGCUCAGUGAUGAUCCCAUAUGAUUCUUAGUGAGGUACUACCUGUACUCUUCUAAAGAUCGAUAAAUUAUCUCCUUUUUCGUGUUGAAAUUUGGGGUUCACAAGUAGAUGAAACGAAAUGUUUUGUUCAUUAGGCUAGGUGCUUAUAGUUGGUGUUCUUUCCUCAUGUCUAAAUGCUUCAUUUUGUAUAUCUAUAUGUUGGUGGAAUACUUGCUUUUUACGUUGAAUUUUUUGUUGGGAUCGGAAGGGAACUUAAGAUCUAUAGAUGGGUUUCCUUCUCCUACUCACUUGUACACUUCAUCAAGAGAGAUUGUUUAGAUUUUAGAACAACUAAUGGAUAACAUGUUCUCUU